CUCGUUCACUCUUGUUGUCUAACCUCCUCGUUCUCCACAAUACAGUUAAGAAAGUGCCAAAAAGCGUAGGCAGACUUGAAAGACACUGGAAACUCGGAAUAAAAUUUCGCGAAAAAAUUUAAUAGUGCGAUUUCUGGAAUAUAUAAACAAGUACGUGACACGGUUACAAGCAACUGCCGGUUUAUUUAUAUUCGUAGCGUCUGUAGAUGUUUUCUAUGGUGGUAGUAUUGCGGCGACCAUCUUGUCCGAUUCCAGUGUUCCGCCGUAAAUCACUUACGGCAAAACGUUGGAACGAGUGUGUAAUGGCGAGUGCGUCUGUUUCACAUAUUUUGAUGUUGCGAUAAAGUUAGAUCCGCGCGUUUGUCUUAUCAGUUAUUCCGACGAGAUUUUUUUAAUACCGUUGAGUAUUCUCUUCCGUCGAUUCCGCGCGCAACUGGUUCGGCCCACGAAUCGUGAUAAUUCUGUUCGCAGCGCAGAGUGUAUUGCGCGUCGGUGAAUCAUUCAAGAUAUGAGAUGGAGGGACUCGAAUAACACGCGAUAAUUGCAUUACUCGUGCCGAUUAAGUAACGUAUUACAUUCCAGAGCACGUGCUACUCCGCGUACCGUUCUUGUUUGGCGCCGAAUAAACGUAAAUUGUUAAGUGAUCUUGAUAUUUUCGCGAUAGUUUUUAGCACGCACCUGUACGCGCGCGUGCAUCUCCAUAAUAUGAAAUCGGAGCGAGCAUGAAGGUAACCGUGUGCUUCGACAACGUCAGAGUGGUGGUUCCAUGCGGAGAUGGAUCACUGCUUGUGAAGGAUCUCAUGCAUGAGGCUAUUCUGAGAUACAAAAAGGCUACUGGCAAGAAUGAUAGCAUCCUGACCAUCAGCAGCCUGUCUUCUCUGACUGGAGGUGGCCUAUUGGAUCCAGAUGAUAGAUUGUGCGACGUAGCUGACGAUAGGGAACAAAUUGUUGCUCAUUUUGUGAGCUCUGAUGUAAAUCAUGGAGAUGGUGCAAGCUCAGUUGGUACAAACAGUCCUGAUUUCUUCCAUACUGAUGGAAAGGAGCAAACAUAUCCAAUUGAUAUCCAUUCCUCUGUACCUAGUAUUAAAAGAGAAAGCACCAAGCGAUUAUCGAUGCAUGCGUUAUCAACCAGAGAACCUUGUCUCACCACAUAUUCUGCUCAGUCUCUACCUCGAGAGUCUCGACGUAGAGAACCUUUGGGUCAAGAUUCUAAAGCCUCAUAUGAAUUUGGUACUAACAUUGAGCCUGAGGAGCAAGAAGUGAGAGAAAUUGUGAUAAAGAACGAAGCAGGACCAUUGGGACUCCACGUGGUGCCAUGUUAUGACUUAUUAGGCAAUGAUCAAGGACUUAGAGUUGAGGGUAUCGAACCAAACGGUCGUAUUGCUAGGGAUGGGCAAAUCGAUUUACAUGACAAAAUUAUAAGGAUAAACGGUCAUAACUUGUUGCAUAUACCAUUUUCAAAAGUUCAAGAGAUUUUUAGAACAUGCAUGAACGAUCCCUGUUUGCAAAUAUCUAUUGUUAAACACAAGAGGAAGGCAAGAAGUGAAAAAUCAUUGCACAAAAAUCAUGGAAAUAUCAGUGGAGGAUCGGAGAAAAUUGAAACUGAUGAGAACAUCAAGAGACUUCAAUGCAGCAAUUACAAUCUUCUACAAACUGCAAAUACUAGAAAAAUUGGACGGAUGAUAGAAAUAGAAUUAACAAAAGGAAUUGAUGGUUUAGGAUUCAGUGUUACCACACGUGAUAACCCUGCUGGAGGACAUUGCCCUAUAUACAUUAAGAAUAUAUUACCAAAAGGUGCUGCGGUAGAAGAUGGCAGAUUAAAGCCUGGUGAUAGAUUGUUAGAAGUAAAUAACAAGGAGAUGACUGGCAAAAGUCAAGCUGAAGUCGUAUCACUGCUCAGAAAUAUUCCACCUGGUGGCAAAGUUAGGAUGGUAGUAUCACGUCAGGAGGAAAUUUCUUCAAACAUUCCAGAUUCUCAGGGAACUUCAGCAUCAAUCCCCUUAACUACUGAAGUAAUGGAUAAUAAUUCAAAGUAUUGGAAUCCACUAAAUAAAUCUCCUGCAAAAAAGAACGAUCUGCAUGACAAAUUACCCGCUCACAAUUACGAUAAAUAUAAACCAGUAAAAUCUUCUGAAGACAUUGUCUUAUCUCCACGAAAGAAUCGUAUGAUAUUGACUUUAGAUAUACCAGUACAUGAUUCUGAGAAAGCUGGCUUAGGUAUUAGCGUUAAAGGCAAAACCAACAGUUCUGAUGACAAUAUCAAUAUGGAUUCAGGCAUUUUUAUAAAAAGUGUUAUCCAUGGGGGUGCAGCGUCCAGAGAUGGCCGCUUGAGAACCAAUGAUCAAUUGCUCAAUGUUAAUGGCGUGUCUUUAUUGGGAUUAUCUAAUUCAGAUGCAAUGGAGACUUUAAGAAGAGCGAUGCUUAACACGAAUAGCUCAGUAACUGGUGUGAUUACUCUUACAAUAGCUAGAAGAAUAUCGUCAUAUGACACAAGUGAGAAGAAUAUUAUAGAUAAUUUGCAGCCUCAUCAUAAACCGAAAUCAAUUAGUAGUAUAUACAUAUCAGAUUCUGCGAAGAUGAACAAUGGUGUCAAGGAAAAAAAUACCUUAAAUUCUCAGACGGAUGUAUUAGAUAAUGGAGGAUUGUUGUCUUGUGUGACAGCUUCACCAUGGAAUCCUGUAAUCGAUAGGCUAACGGAGCAAUACAGUAAAAGUAGUUUAAGAAAUGAAAGUUAUUGUCUUGCUACUAAUAAGACUUGGAUAGAACCUUAUGCAAAAAAGGGAAUUAUAGGACCGCGCGAUGAUCGAGUGGAAUCAGUAUUGCUAGAAGAAUCCAACAAUGAUAAUUCUCAAGGAAACGACACCAAGCGAAACACCGACGACAAGGACAGCCAAUAUUCUGGAGAUCCUACGUACGACAGUCAAUUAUCUCUAGAAGAAUUAAACUCUUCGUCGAAUAAAUUUUCUCGCGAUGCUCUUGGCAGACAGAGCAUGUCUGAGAAACGACACGCAGCGCUGGAUGCUAAAACUACGGAUACCUACAAACGAAACAAGAAAUUGCGCGAAGGUAGGGAAAACAAGAACGUGGAACAGACAAGUCAGAAAUUAAUCAGCCACACGAGCAAUCAUUCAAAUGACCUGGAAGAUUAUACCAAGAGGAACAGCAAAGCGAACACGUUCGAGAAGCAUGUAAAUAAAGGAACCUUAGCUGAAAAAACAAAUGUCGACAAUAACGUGAAAAUCUACGAAAAGUCUGUUGAUCCUGCUCAAUCGGAUUAUAUGUACACUAUACCAGGAUGUAACAAUAAGUUUCUUUCGCCAAGGAAACAUUGGCUUGUAGACGAUGUGCACAGCGAAGUUACGAGUAGCAACAAUAUCAAAGACGAACCAGAAGGUUUUUCAAAUAGUCGCGGGGACGUAAAGCAGGCUUCUCUUAAUUCAGCAUUAGACGAUCGAUAUAAGCGCUCACGGAAGAAAGGCGGUAUUAGGUCGAUGCUCCGGUUAGGCAAAAACAGGAAAUCGCUCAAUUUCGGCGAUAACAUUGAGACGAGGCACGAAACUAGUAAUUAUUGCAGCGGAACAAUCAAUUACAUCGCAUAAAAUUACAAAAGCAAUUUUUAAUAUAGAUGCAAAAACUUCAGUAUAAAUAAACAGUAUAUAUAUACAUGUGUAUAUAUACGUACACAUUAUCGCGUUUCUCCAAAUAUAAAUAUAUACAUACACACUUGCAUUAUAUAUAUAUAUAUAUUUUACCUAUAUAUAUUAUCUCGGUUCCAAAGUGCCUUAUAUCAGUAAAAGAAAGUAAUUAACUCUGUACAUAUAAUUUUGUACUCGUCUUUUAUCGAUAUGUGAAUCACUGUACUUAAUUAAAUAUAAAUAUUUGUAUUAGUUUAUUACAUUAUUAAAAUUAAGCAAUAAAAAAUAAUUCCGAGAUAGGAAUUAUUGUAUUAACGAUCGCGCGGUUCAGACUUCUAAAACAUUACCUCCAUCAAUUAAGCAUGUAUCUCCAUAGUGAUCUUGAAUCCACAUUAACAAAGUAUAUCAUUAAUAUAAAAAAGUCACAAAAGAAGAUUAAAAAAAUCACAAAAAUUAUAAUGCACUUCAAAUUGCGCCAAACACAAUAUUUUGUCAACAGAAACGUUUUCGAGGAAAAAUUAAUAUACAAAAACCCAGAGCGCCGUUUUAUUAUC
Pseudomyrmex gracilis is the source of this 4189-nucleotide messenger RNA. Its product is annotated as partitioning defective 3 homolog. The coding region runs from base 723 to 3599 and encodes 958 amino acids. Gene Ontology annotation, molecular function: protein binding; phosphatidylinositol binding. The record is from RefSeq and is a predicted model, not a curated record. Gene Ontology annotation, biological process: intracellular protein localization; cell adhesion; establishment or maintenance of epithelial cell apical/basal polarity. Gene Ontology annotation, cellular component: adherens junction; apical junction complex; cell cortex. NCBI's taxonomy places the organism in Eukaryota, Metazoa, Arthropoda, Insecta, Hymenoptera, Formicidae. The transcript is spliced from 2 exons.